GUUCAUAUAAACUCCUUGAACUUCCGCAGUGCGGGUCAUUCGACCAAGUCUGCCAUCACGACACACAUCGCAGGCUCAUGACAUAUCCACAGGAUGUUGACCCAGGUGGCUGCCAUAGUUAUGGUACUGAAUUUAACAACGUCUUCAACAAUAAGAACUAACACUGUUAAUACCGAUAAUACCAGUUAUCAUCCCGGAUCACACAAUUCACACAAUUGUUGGCUAAAAUGCUUCACUUCUAAAAAAUAUGACCACAACUUCGGCUAUACAAAUCGAACUUCCAGACAUGGAGGAGAAAGCACUGCCCAAGAAGGUCUGAGCACUGGCUAUGGUGGACAAAGUUCUGGCUAUGGAGGACAAAGCACUGGACUUGGUAGACAAAGCACUAGCAAGGGUGGUCAGAACACUGAUUAUGGUGGACAGAAUUCUGGCAAUGUAGGAAUUAGCACAGACAAUGGAGGUCAAAGCACUGGCCAAGGAGAUAAGAGCACUGGCUAUGGAGAAUACAAAACUAGCCUUAGAGGACAUAGUACUGCCCUUAGAAGAGAAACCACUGGCAUAGGAGGCCUAAGCACUGGCUAUGGAGGUCAUAACUUUGGCCUUAAAGAACAAAGCACAGGUAAAGGAAGCCAGAGCACUGGCUAUGGUGUACAGAGUUCUGGCUAUGGAGGACACAGCACUUACUUUGGAGGACAAAGCACAGAUAAAGGUGGUCAAAGCACAAGCUAUGGAGGAAACAAUUCUGGUUAUGUAAGACACAGCCUUGAAGGACAAAGCAAAUGGGAAGGAUGCCAGAGUUCUCGCUAUGGUGGUCACAUCAUUGGCCUUGGAGGCCAAGGAGGUCUGAGCGCUAUCCGUGGAGGACACACCUUUGGCCUUAGAGGACACAGCUUUGGCCUUGGAAGAAACAGCUUUGGACUUGGAGAACAAAGCAAUAGCAAAGGAAGCACUGGCUGUGGAGGACGAAACACUGGCUAUGGAGAACAAAUCACUGGCCAUAGAAGACAAAGUGCUGACAAGGGUGGUCAUAACACUGUCUUUGGUGGACAGAGUUCUGGAUAUGGAGUACACAGCACUGACCUUAGAGCACGAAGUAUUGGCAAAGGAAUUCGGAGCAGUAAUAAUGGAGGACACAGCACUGGCAAAGGAGAUCAGAGCACUAGCUUCGGAGGACCAGGUACUGAUAAAGGAGGUCAGAGAACUGGUAAAAGAGGAUACAGCACUGGCAAAGGAGGACAUAACACUGGCCUUAGAGGACCAAGCACUGUUAAAGGAGGUCAAAAAACUGGUAAUAGAGGAUACAGCACUGGCAAAGGAGGUCAUAACACUGGCCUUGGAGAACCAAGCACUGUUGAAGGAGGUCAGAGAAAUGGUAAAAGAGGAUACAGCACUGGCAAAGGAGGACAUAACACUGACCUUGGAGGACCAAGCACUGUUAAAGGAGGUCAGAGAAAUGGUAAUAGAGGAUACAGCACUGGCAAAAAAGGUCAUAAACCUGGCCUUGGAGGACCAAGCACUGGUAAAGGAGGUCAGAGAACUCGUAAUAGAGGACACAGCACUGGCAAAGAAGGUCAGAGUUCUAGCUUCGGAGAACCAAGCACUGUUGAAGGAGGUCAGAGAAAUGGUAAAAGAGGAUACAGCACUGGCAAAGGAGGACAUAACACUGACCUUGGAGGACCAAGCACUGUUAAAGGAGGUCAGAGAAAUGGUAAUAGAGGAUACAGCACUGGCAAAAAAAAUCAUAACACUGGCCAUGGAGGACCAAGUACUGAUAAUGGAACUCAGAUAACUGGUAAUAGAGGAUACAUCACUGGCAAAGAAGGUCAGAGCUCUAGCUUCGGAGGACCAAGUACUGAUAAUGGAAUUCAGAUAACUGGUAAUAGAGGAUACAGCACUGGCAAAGAAGGUCAGAGCACUAGCAUCGGAGGACCAAGUACUGAUAAUGGAAUUCAGAUAACUGGUAAUAGAGGACACACCACUGGCAAAGAUGGUCAGAGCACUAGCAUCGGAGGACCAAGUACUGAUAAUGGAAUUCAGAUAACUGGUAAUAGAGGAUACAGUUCUGGCAAAGAAGGUCAGAGCUCUAGCAUCGGAGCACCAAGUACUGAUAAUAAAAUUCAGAUAACUGGUAAUAGAGGAUACAGCGCUGGCAAAGAAAGUCACAGCACUAGCAUCGGAGGACCAAGUACUGAUAAUGGAACUCAGAUAACUGGUAAUAGAGGAAACAGCACUGGCAAAGAAAGUCAGAGCACUAGCAUCGAAGGAGCAAGUACUGAUAAUGGAAUUCAGAUAACUGGUAAUAGAGGAUACAGCGCUGGCAAAGAAGGUCAGAACACUAGCAUCGGAGGACCAAGUACUGAUAAUGGAAUUCAGAUAACUGGUAAUAGAGGAUACAUCACUGGCAAAGGAGGUAAGAGCACUAGCAUCGGAGCACCAAGUACUGAUAAUGGAAUUCAGAUAACUGGUAAUAGAGGAUACAGCGCUGGCAAAGAAAGUCACAGCACUAGCAUCGGAGGACCAAGUACUGAUAAUGGAACUCAGAUAACUGGUAAUAGAGGAUACAGCACUGGCAAAGAAAGUCAGAGCACUAGCAUCGGAGGACCAAGUACUGAUAAUGGAAUUCAGAUAACUGGUAAUAGAGAAUACAUCACUGGCAAAGAAGGUCAGAGCACUAGCAUCGGAGGACCAAGUACUGAUAAUGGAAUUCAGAUAACUGGUAAUAGAAGACACACCACUGGCAAAGAUGGUCAGAGCACUAGCAUCGGAGGAGCAAGUACUGAUAAUGGAAUUCAGAUAACUGGUAAUAGAGGAUACAUCACUGGCAAAGAAGGUCAGAGCUCUAGCAUCGGAGGACCAAGUACUGAUAAUGGAAUUCAGAUAACUGGUAAUAGAGGACACACCACUGGCAAAGAUGGUCAGAGCACUAGCAUCGGAGGAGCAAGUACUGAUAAUGGAAUUCAGAUAACUGGUAAUAGAGGAUACAUCACUGGCAAAGGAGGUAAGAGCACUAGCAUAGGAGCACCAAGUACUGAUAAUGGAAAUCAGAUAACUGGUAAUAGAGGAUACAGCGCUGGCAAAGAAAGUCACAGCACUAGCAUCGGAGGACCAAGUACUGAUAAUGGAACUCAGAUAACUGGUAAUAGAGGAUACAGCACUGGCAAAGAAAGUCAGAGCACUAGCAUCGGAGGACCAAGUACUGAUAAUGGAAUUCAGAUAACUGGUAAUAGAGGACACACCACUGGCAAAGAUGGUCAGAGCACUAGCAUCGGAGGAGCAAGUACUGAUAAUGGAAUUCAGAUAACUGGUAAUAGAGGAUACAUCACUGGCAAAGAAGGUCAGAGCUCUAACUUCGGAGGAGCAAGUACUGAUAAUGGAAUUCAGAUAACUGGUAAUAGAGGAUACAUCACUGGCAAAGAAGGUCAGAGCUCUAGCUUCGGUGGACCAAGCAGUGUUAAAGAAGGUCAGAAAACUGGUAAUAGAGGAUACAGCACUGGCAAAGAAGGUAAGAGCACUAGCAUCGGAGGAGCAAGUACUGAUAAUGGGAUUCAGAUAACUGGUAAUAGAGGAUACAGCGCUGGCAAAGAAGGUCAGAGCACUAGCAUCGGAGGACCAAGUACUGAUAAUGGAAUUCAGAUAACUGGUAAUAGAGAAUACAUCACUGGCAAAGAAGGUCAGAGCACUAGCAUCGGAGAACCAAGUACUGAUAAUGGAUUUCAGAUAACUGUUAAUAGAGGAUAUACCACUGACAAAGAAGGUCAGAACACUAGCAUCGGAGGACCAAGUACUGAUAAUGGAAUUCAGAUAACUGGUAAUAGAGGACACACCACUGGCAAAGAAGGUAAUAGCACUGGUCUUGGAGGACCAAGCAUUGGUAAAGGAGGUCCGAGAUCUGGUAAUAGAGGAAACAGCACUGGCAAAGAAGAUUAUAGCACUGGCCUUGGAGUACCAAGCAUUGGUAAAGGAAGUCAGACCAUUAACUAUGGAGAUAAGAGUUCUGGACUUCGAGAACACAGAUCAGGCUACGAAGGAAUUAGCAUCAGCAAACAAGCAAAUAUUUCUCUACAUGGUGGUCAAAGCAGUUUUCAUGUUGAUAUUAGUACUGCUCUUGGAAGUAUCAUUGAUAGUCAAGGUGGUCGCAGUUCGGGCCAUCAUGGAAAAAGCACUAGGCAUAGAGGUAUCACCACUGACCAAGGAGAAGAAAGUUCGGCUGAAGGAAAUAUUACCAUACCCCAUGGAGGUAAUAGCACAGGCCAUGGAGGUCACAGCAAAGGUUUUGAAUAUCACAGCAUUGGUCAAUGUGAUAAUAGUUCUGUUUAUAGAGGUCAUAGUUCUAACUAUGGAGGACAAAUUACUGGUCUUGGAGGUCACGUUUCAUCUGAAGGUCACGUUUCUGCUGAAGGAGGUCACAGCUCUAGUCAUGGAGGAAAUAGCUCCUUCAAAGGAGUUCAUAGUUCCUCUAGAGGAGUUCAUAGCACUGGCAAGAGAGGUCACAGAUCUGGUAAUGGUAGUCUCAGUUCAGCUCAAGGUUAUCACAUCCUUAGGCAUAAAGAUCAUAUACACAUGCAUGGUGGUCAUGGAAAUUAUCGACAUGACACUUAUGACGAUGAUGACUGCGACUUUGAUGAUGAUGAUGAUGAUGAUGAUGAAGAUGAUGAUGAUGAUGAAGAUGAUGAUGCUGAUGAUGAUGACAGAGAUUGAUGUUAUUACGAAGACGAGGACUAGUGCUUUAAUAUAUCUUCAUAUAUUAAGUAUGUGAUAUUUUAUCAUUUUUGGAAUUUCGGGAUCAGAAUAGUGGUUUCGCUGAUGGAGAGUUUUUGUAUGAAUUAAAAAAAAAAAGCACACAUGUUUGAAAGAUGGAGUCUGUGGAAUCUGAUGCUUGGGUGUUUGUUUGUGCAGUGAGGCACUCCUGUGUGUAAAGCAGCUUGUGAUACAUAUAUAUGUGUGUGUACAUACGUGUCUAACAUAUGCAAAAUACUAUUACAUGUGGGAAAACCGGUUCGGAAAGGAUAGUACAAUUAAUUAAUUACAAUUUUAUUUGCUACUAAUACCGACACUAUUAAUUUAAUCAAAACACUUAAAAUGUCUGCCCAUAAAUAAAUCACUCCUUUAUUCAGUUCAUGGUUCACUCUCCCCAAUGGAGCUCGGCUCAACAGUGAUUCUCCCUUCUGCUCGUCUCUUACCUCGCAUCUAUGUCCCAGCACACUGUUCAACAUUUCUCACUUGUCUGUGCUGUGACACAGUCCCUGAUACACCGCAAUCUACACACGAAGCCCAUCGAUUGGCAUCCGCAUUCGCUCAUCAAGGAGUCACGCACCCUCUUCACUUCAUGGCCCAGAAGGGUGGUAUAGUCACUUUUAUACCCCUCAGCCCCCCUUCUGGAAUGAUCUGCCCUCCUGUCGUUUCAUCAAUGUCAAUAUAGAUGCCCGAAGCUCCCAGAACAAUGACGUCCUUGUUACACCACUCCACGCGAUAGCCUCUGGGAGCCCGCAGAAUUCUCAAAAGGCUAAGGCAUCGAUUAUAAAGCAUCGAGGAAGGAGGAAGUUAUAGGAGUGGAUGGGGUAGAGAGGAUCCUGCUAAUUCCAAAAUGAAUGUGCCAUGUCAAUAGGCCCUGACCCAACUGGGGGUCAGGCCACCAUACUGCUAGGAGGCCCAGUGGACUGCCUCGUGGCCGUGCCUCGUAAAAAAUACUCUUGAUAAUCAGAAUAUAGUUCUAACUUGUUGGUAGAAUUAGUAUUACUACUUUUAGAGAUAAACUUAUCCUGGAAAAGUUGUUGACAUAUAUGUGAGUCCAUUUUCUUGACCAAGCCAUGACGAUUUUUUGAAUCCAUGCUGAGAAUUGUAUGCUAGUUCACUGUGGCUGUAAGCCUAUAUUAUUUUUUUAGAUUUUUAGAGUAUACUUAUUUAAUACUAUAACAAUAAGAAUUUUAAUGUAUUUUUUUUUCAUUGUCUGACAUGAGCCAACAAUAAUAAAGAACGAUUUGACAACAUUAUUUAAUAAAACAAAAAACAAAAAAAAAACACCACAGAUAGUACCAACAUAGUGUGAGUUUUAUUUGAUAUAUAAAUGAACAUAAUGAGAAAACAAUUUUGUUAUCUUGAUUAUCAUUUUUCUCUCCGCUCAUGCCAGUUAAUGGAUAUUGAUGAUUUGAAUCCAUUUAGUAACAAAUUAUCACCACUGUCGUUGAAUUAAGUUUUGAAUCUUGCUUACGAUUUAAGCUAACAGCAAAUUAGGUACUUUAGUUUCAUGUAAAAAACUUUUGGAAAUGUGUUAGAAAUUCAGUUUGCUAAGACAUUCUUGCAACAAACUUUAUGUGUGUGUGUGUGUAUAUAUAUAUAUAUAUAUAUAUAUAUAUAUAUAUGUGUGUGUGUGUAUAUAUAUAUAUAUAUAUAUAUAUAUACACACACACACAUAUACAUACACACAACAUACAUACAUACAUACAUACAUACAUACAUACAUACAUACAUACAUACAUACAUACAUACAUACAUACAUGAUACAUAUACUGCGAAUCAAAUUUGUAAAUAAAAUGUUGACUGUCUAUUAAUCAACUUGAAUGGAGUAAUUUAAAAAUAGUUUGUUACCUCACAAAAUUUUUUUACUUACCUUAAAACUUUCUGCAUCAAAUUAUAAUUAUUUUAAACAAGUUUUGAAUUAAAAAUGUAAUUGUAGUGGUUCUGACUUUUAGUUUUAAGGGAUGCAAGUUCUCAUGAAUAUAACUUAUAUGUAACAUCAGUGCCCUCGGUGUUUUUUUUUUUUAUCUUAGAGAUCAUUUCAGUGCACCACUAUUUAAUCCGCGAGUGUUUCGUACCGAAUGCAUGGGUUCGAGAUGAAACACCCCCCCCCCCCCCCCGCAAACCAAACACAUGGCAGCGGAUUUCUCCUUUGUGGAUUUCCACAUCAAAUUCUUUGUAUUUUGUGUUAUUUAUUUUCAGUGUUUUGUAACCGAAUUAAACCAAUCUUCCCUAUUGUAAGAAUUGUAGCAAAAAGAAGGACUAAAUUACUGUUUAAUAUAUGCUUUAUUUUUCAUGACUUAUACCUUUUGGAAUUUGUAGAGUUUAAAGUACGCCAUGUUUAUGUUAUAUUAUCUGCAUACUCUUUGUGUGGGAUUUUAAUAUUUUAAAGGGGAAAUAAAUGGUCAGGAACUAAUGAACUAUAACACAUCAUUCACUCAUUGUUAUAUUUAAUGCUAUUCAAUAUGUGAUUUUAAUACACUUCAAGUACGAAUUUAAUACAUCGUCGCUAGUGUUAAAAUAAGAAUUAUUAUAAAAUUAUGAAAUAAUCAAAAAAUAAAAUUUAUAUGAGCAGGAAGCGAACCCUGACCAGCCGGCUGCUAGGCAAGAGCCUCACCAACUAGGCUAGGCUGGCUCGCCUGGCGCAUCGGAAAAUGUAGCUACCUGUGUAAAAUGUUCGUAUAAAACUUUAACUAUCAUUUUCGCGAAAACUAACGCGCAUUGGACAAAACCCUUUUAGCUUAGUAUUCUGGGGGCCUCCCUCCACAACAUAUAUAAGACCUAUUAAAAUCCGUUUGUACCAUACUUGGGUUUUAAGUGGUGUCAAAUCCUCAGCUAAAGUGACACCCAACUCGAGAUUAAAGACAUUCAUAUUAAUGUGAGCACAGUAAGACGAGGCUUGUUGCAGUGUAUAGUAAACCGUAGAAAGUUAAGAAUUGCAAACACCAUCCGCACAUUAGAAAAACAAAGUCAAGAGGCAAACCCUAGCACAGACUGAUUUUUUUUUUUUUUGAAAUUCAUAUUGUCAGAUCCAUGACUGUAAUCUGAAGAAGGGCGAGGCAUCUAAGACAAGAGAUAAUAGAGCACCCUACAAAUUUCAUUGCUCAUGAGCAUUGCAUAAUUCAUUAGCAGGCAACCAGGAAUAUUAAAAGAGUGGGGAGUGGGAGGCGAGUAGGCUGAGAAAAAAGGGGAAAGAAACAAUAAAUUAGUCUCGUGGCUAUAUGGAUGUCUAGGCAUGGCAUGUUGUUCGAAUGCUUGAAGUGUCUACCUCCUCACCGCCAUCUCAACGUCACAGCCCUGACCAGGAUUUUGCAGUUCUGUUUUUUAACCAUCAAGGAACAAAGUUAAGUCAACUUCUUGCGUCAAACAAAUAUACAGGUGACCUAAUCCUAGUCAUAAGUUCUUUGUCACUGUUAAAACUGAUGUUUAUCUGCAUCAAUCGACGAAAGUAGAAACAGAAACAGACACAAUAUGUGCGUACAAAGUGUAGAAAAGUUUUUAUGAUCUACAAGGUGAACAGAUAUGAGUUGUGGUGAUCUCAAUGGGAAGAUGUUUUUCCCAGUUCCAAGCAGCUGGAUAUGAAGGCAUGCGCACGAUACUAAAAAAAGUUGACAUUGUAGCCUCAUGUAAGUUAUCCUGUUCCUGAAGUUAAAUUGUAAAUCAUAAUUUACUUUUGUUGGAAAAUGGCUAUUAUAACCUUAACUGUGAUUGAAUGAAUUAAAAAAUAUUAUAAUAAAAUUUUUGUUUUCUGAAUUCUAUGCUUUGCUGUCACAUUUCACAGAAUUUACUGAGGCUUGAACCUUACAGCAGGUUACUUAAUUUUACUUUAAUGAGCAGAGAUUCGGAGUUUAUAAGUGUUUGUGAGGAAAGAUGUAGAUUAAGUUUGACUAAGUGUACUUAUGUGUUCGUUACACCCUAGCUCAGGUUAAAGGGUCAAAAACGGACUAAGAGUGAAGCUGAAGUACGAAGGUUGGCAUC
This is a messenger RNA of Bacillus rossius redtenbacheri, 8712 nucleotides long. RefSeq names its product filaggrin-2-like. Bases 94 to 4698 code for a protein of 1534 amino acids. Lineage: Eukaryota; Metazoa; Arthropoda; Insecta; Phasmatodea; Bacillidae. The record is from RefSeq and is a predicted model, not a curated record. The transcript is spliced from 2 exons.